AUGGCAUCAUCAUCAUCAUCACGGCGCACGCGCGACGAUGAGCAAAGGGGUGCAUAUACCACGGUUGCACAGGCUGAAGAAACAGCUGCAGAAUUGACAGCGCACGGGAAAGAGCUGGAACAAGAUGAGCGCCAGGAUCGCGAUCUCGAAAGCGCGCUGUACGUAGGAUCCAAACCGACUCCUGAAGAUCUCCUUUUCCUGCCACGAGUCGCAGACAAGCUCCCCUAUGGUGCUUUCCUCGUUGCCAUUGUCGAACUUUGUGAACGCUUUGCUUAUUAUGGACUGGCUGGACCUUUCCAGAACUACAUGGCCAACUCAUACCAUGAUGCCAAUGGACUUCCAGGCGCUCUUGGUUUGAGCCAAUCUCGAGCGACCGCUCUGUCGAACUUCUUUCAAUUCUGGUGCUAUGUCACGCCUAUCCUUGGUGCGGUGGUAGCUGAUCAAUACCUUGGGCGGUACCUGACAAUCAAAUGGUUCAGCUUAGUUUACAUGGCUGGGAUAGCAGUCCUGUUCGUAACAAGUCUUCCCUGGAGUAUUGAGCGCGGCGCAGCAUUCCCGGGCCUCCUGGCCGCAAUGGUGAUCAUUGGGCUUGGAACAGGCGGGAUCAAGAGCAAUGUCAGCCCGCUCAUCGCAGAGCAAGUGCGCAGUACAAGCGCCUUUGUCGAAACGAGAAGAGACGGAGAAAAAGUAAUCGUCGAUCCAGAGAUCACAGUCCAGCGCAUCUACAUGAUCUACUAUAUGUGCAUAAAUUUUGGCUCUGUCUCAGCAAUCGCAACUACCUUGCUCGAGUUACACGUCGGGUUUUGGAGCGCUUACCUGUUACCGCUCAUCAUGUUCUGCGUUGGGUACGCCGUCCUAGUCUGGGGCAAAGACCGAUAUAUUAUCAAACCGCCCCAGGGUGGAGUUAUUGGUAGCUGCUUCAGUGCGCUUUGGAUCGCAGCGCGCAACGGGUUUGAUAUCGACACGGCAAGACCUUCCGCUCCGCUCAAUCGAGCACGUGUCGUCUCUUGGGAUGAUAGCUUUAUUGAUGAGCUGAAAACUGCUUUGCUGGCAUGUAAAGUCUUCCUCUUCUUCCCUAUCUAUUGGGUUGCGUAUUCACAAAUGCUGAACAAUUUUGUUUCGCAAGCUGGUCAGAUGCAACUGCAUGGUCUCCCAAAUGAUAUCUUGCCCAACAUUGACCCAAUCACCAUUAUUCUACUAGUGCCAGUCAUAGAUCGCCUGAUCUAUCCGUUCAUACGGACGAGGCUGCAUUUUGCCUUUUCGCCGAUGACCCGCAUUACGCUCGGUUUUUUUAUCGCGGCAGCUGCUAUGCUCUACGCCGGAGGACUCCAAUCCUUCAUCUACAACGCCCCACCCUGCUUUUCGCAUCCAUCUAAAUGUGAAGCUGGCAGUAUUGGUGGGGGCAAAUUCAAGCCAAAUGAGAUACACAUUGCGUGGCAAACACCAGCGUACAUCUUAAUCGCACUUAGCGAGAUUCUGGCAAGUAUCACUGGCCUGGAGCUGGCAUAUGCGAAGGCGCCGGAGAACAUGAAGAGCUUCAUUAUGAGCUUGUUCCUUUUGACAAGUGCUGGAGGCAGUGCCUUGGGCAUUCUGAUCGCACCGCUAGCAAGAGAUCCGUACCUGCAAUGGCUUUACUUCGGACUGGCGAGUGCAGCAGCAAUCGCGGGAUAUGUGUUCCACCGCACAUUCAAGAACGUGCAGGACCAGGAUGCACACCAAUCUCAGAGUGUGGAAGAGUUCGAACUGAGGAGCAGAAGCAGCUUUGCAGACGAUGAGGGCGUCAAUCCGGAUCCUAAGAAUGUUUGA
Messenger RNA from Ascochyta rabiei, 1806 nucleotides. RefSeq names its product RNA helicase. Gene Ontology annotation, cellular component: plasma membrane; fungal-type vacuole. Bases 1 to 1806 code for a protein of 601 amino acids. Lineage: Eukaryota; Fungi; Ascomycota; Dothideomycetes; Pleosporales; Didymellaceae. The transcript is spliced from 2 exons. Gene Ontology annotation, molecular function: tripeptide transmembrane transporter activity; dipeptide transmembrane transporter activity. Gene Ontology annotation, biological process: transmembrane transport; oligopeptide transport. The record is from RefSeq and is a predicted model, not a curated record.